Molecule: messenger RNA, 915 nt
Organism: Debaryomyces hansenii CBS767
Lineage: Eukaryota; Fungi; Ascomycota; Pichiomycetes; Serinales; Debaryomycetaceae
Exons: 3
Coding region: 1-915 (304 amino acids)
Biological process (GO): vesicle-mediated transport
Cellular component (GO): Golgi apparatus
Molecular function (GO): small GTPase binding
Source: RefSeq, a predicted model, not a curated record
AUGUCUCAAGGAUAUAACAAGCUAUCUUCGGCGGAUAGUAAGGCACAACAAAAUGUCCCAGAUCUUAUUGAUCAAGACGAUUUCACGGAUCAACAAUACGUUGUACCAGAUGAUUACCAGAAUACUGCAAAGACGGCCAAAAGUGCUCCAACACAACCACAGCCAGAAGUUGUUCAGCCGCAAAUACCUAUAGAUAGUUCCAAUUCACAUAUGUUCCAAAUCAAUUUUUACAGAAAGUUUUUUGAAUUAGAUUCAAUCACAUUUUUCGAGAAAAUCAAGCGGGCGUUGAACCCGAUCAACAAAUCGACGUCCGUUAGUGACGACAAUGACGACAAUGAGGUGACCGAGCUCUAUGGUUUCAUUUGGAUUACAGGCACCCUUAUAUUUUUAAUGUUUGUGAGCUCUACUGGAGCAAACAUUUUGUCGGAGUGGAUCCACUCCGAUGACAAGAAAUAUGAGUAUAGCUUUGAGCUUCUCACGUUGUCAAUUUCGCUAUUCUACGGCUACAAUGUCUUGGUUCCUCUCAUAUUGUACGUCUUAACAACGUGGGUUUUAAAGUUUCCUCAUAGACUCUCGUUGACCAAAUUGAUCUCUGUUUAUGGCUACACCAAUAUUUUAUGGUUCCCAAUCACCGCAAUUAAUUUUUUGAUAGUUGUUUUUGUCAAUAACAAGAGUCAUCGUUUGAUUUGGAACUUUCUCGAGUGGGCGAUAGUAUUAGCAAGUGGAUUUGUCACUGGAUUGAGUAAUUUAACCAAAUUAAGUCCUAUUAUCAAGAAGAAUUCAUUAGACUUAACCCAAGAGUCGGCCGUGAAUCGAGAAACUAGGCUCUAUAUGAUUAUCAUGGUUCUCCUAGCAAUUGCCCACUUACUGUUCACCAUUAUAGUUAAAAUCAGCUUCUUUGGUAUAUCCGUUUAG